CGGAGAGAUAGAAGCUAUAUAUACAUAUACAUAUAUAUACAUAAUCUCGCCGGAAAAUUUAUGCCUAUAAUAUUUCACGUAUCAAACUUCGUAAAAACGAUAGAGGAGGGUCGUGAGAGGUCUAGGAAUACUUCCCAAUAAAUUUUAGACCGAUUCGUAGUCACCGGAGCAUCCUAGAGGUCGCCGGAGUUGCAAGCCGUGGAAACGGGUCUUCAGAAAAGACACGAUUUUGCCGUAGAUAGGGGUGGCGGAGCUUCUCCUCGACGUAAGGAUCAUUUUGCAACUUGAAUCGUCGAAAUCCGUUACCUGCCCAACACGUAAGCCCAAAGAUUUCGAGUGGAGUGUGUGUGAAUAAACUAGCCCAACAAGCAGAUGAUAGGGCCAAGAAACAGUGAGGUAGCAAGUAAGUGAUUAGGUCUUCCCCCAACCCAGGAACAGAUGAAUCACGAGAAGCUCCUCAAGAAUCGGAAGGGAAAGGGUGCCGCGGCCGAUGCUGCCCUUGCCAAGGCCAAGGCCGCCCAAGUAGCAGAUUCUAAUUCUUCCGCCUCCCAAGCCGAUCGUCGCACGGUGGAGGCGGAGCAGCACCUCAUUGCCACGGUGAUGGCACAGGGGUCCCAGGCCCCCAUCCUCAACCCUGUCGUUCCCGAAGUCGUGGCGCCCCUACAGGCCGUUCAUCCGCAUGAAGGGGAGAAGGCGAUGGACAAGAAGUCCAAAAGGCCUCGGGGGGCUUCCUCUUCGGCCCCCGAAGAGCAAGGGCUGAUCCUCCCUUCCCUUGGGCGUCCGGCCCAUGACGUCUGGCAGGAAAUUGCCUCUCUGGUUGGCGUGGAAAUGCCUCCCCGGACGUCUUCAGAGGCCUCCAAUGCGGUUCUGGCCGCCGCUCUUCAGGUUGGGCUCUCUACCCUGCAGGCUGAGGCUGCUCGGGAUGCCGAUGCCCUUCAGGCAAAAAAUAAGGCAGAUGCGGCCUUGAAGAAGGCGAGAGAGGCCGCUCAUCUCCAGGAGAAAGAGCUGGCGGCCAAGGACAAAGAACUGCAGGCCGCCCUGAAGGUAGCCCGCGAGUCCUCCGCGAAGCUCGCGGUUCUGGAGAAGGCCGGGUUCAAGCUCGUCCCAGCUCUCCCUGCUCCCAAGGACGAGGCCCCUGAAUGGCUCGUCGAUGAGACCGGGUAUCACAACUCUGGGGCCUUCAUGAUUGCCGCCCAGAAGUACCUUGGGGGCGCCUUUGGCGAUGUAUUCGCCGCCGAGCUGCAGAAACAGGCGCCGAAGGACCGCCUCAAAUUUGGGGUCCGAAUUCUGGAGAGUGCGCCCCUGGCCGAGAAGUUUUUAUAUGAUGUUGGGGAUAGCUCCUUCGUCAUCGGCUACAACGAGGGGGUAAAGGCCACACUGCCGGUCUUCGCCGCUCUUCAGGGGCCCAGUUUUGAUCUGGCCGAGCAUACCUCAUAUCCGGAGCUGAUCCGGGUGGUGGGCAAGUUGAAACGGGACGCCCGGCGGGAGGAGGCCAGAGCCAGAGGGGAGGUCCCGGAGCCCCCGUCCCCCGAGCCCGAGCCCGAGGAGGAAGAAGAAACCAUCCCUGGGGGAUCCCGACCUGUUUCUCCAAAUUUUGUGUAAUGUAGCUUGUAGUUUCCUUGUCUUGAUCCUGU
Cuscuta epithymum is the source of this 1634-nucleotide messenger RNA. The record is from the annotation of a GenBank genome assembly. Lineage: Eukaryota; Viridiplantae; Streptophyta; Magnoliopsida; Solanales; Convolvulaceae.